Messenger RNA from Fopius arisanus, 1643 nucleotides. Its product is annotated as alpha-N-acetylgalactosaminidase. Gene Ontology annotation, biological process: oligosaccharide metabolic process; glycoside catabolic process. Lineage: Eukaryota; Metazoa; Arthropoda; Insecta; Hymenoptera; Braconidae. The transcript has 8 exons. Gene Ontology annotation, cellular component: cytoplasm. The record is from RefSeq and is a predicted model, not a curated record. The coding region runs from base 178 to 1488 and encodes 436 amino acids. Gene Ontology annotation, molecular function: alpha-galactosidase activity.
CAAACAACCGUCAUAUCUCGUGCCAAUUUAAGACACCACUUGGCAAAGUAAUCGCCAAGUGAAUUUUUGUUGAUUAUUUUGAAUUCUUAUUUUGCGAAAAAUACUUUCGAUAGGAAAACGAUAAUUAUCCUGCAUAUCGGAUAAUCCAGGGAAGCACGAAAGUGGUCACUCACCAGGAUGAUCAUCAACUGGAUAUUCUUGGUAGUACUCGUUGCUCCCUGUUUUUCUCUAGAGAAUGACCUUGCCAGGACUCCUCCCAUGGGAUGGUUGGCGUGGGAAAGAUUUAGGUGCAACACCGACUGCAAGAAUGAUCCUGAUAAUUGUAUAAGCGAUCAGCUCUUCAGGACCAUGGCGGAUAUCCUGGUGACAGAGGGCUAUGCCGAUCUCGGUUACGAGUACGUCAAUAUCGACGACUGCUGGUCGGAAAAGUACCGGGACACAGGCAAUAAUCUCGUUCCAGAUCGCAACAGAUUCCCCUAUGGUCUCAAGGAUCUCGGUGAUUAUAUUCACUCGAAUGGACUCAAGUUCGGUAUUUACGGGGACUAUGGCAAUUACACUUGUGGCGGAUAUCCCGGGAGUAUUGCACAUAUGGAGAGAGAUGCAAGCAUGUUCGCAUCGUGGGAAGUUGAUUAUGUCAAAUUAGAUGGAUGUUAUGCCGAUGCGUUUGACAUGGACAAAGGUUAUCCUGAAUUCGGAUAUUUCAUGAAUCGCACUGGACGAAAUAUGGUUUAUUCCUGCAGCUGGCCAGUUUAUCAAAUUUAUGCAGGAAUAAAUCCAAAUUGGACGAGUAUAAUCAAGCACUGCAAUCUGUGGAGAAACUACAAUGACAUUCAGGACUCCUGGUCGAGCAUCGAGACGAUAAUUGACUACUAUGGUGAUAAUCAGGACAGUAUCGUGCCAAAUGCCGGUCCAGGCCACUGGAAUGACCCGGACAUGCUGAUAAUUGGAAAUUUCGGGCUGAGUUACGAGCAGAGUAAAACGCAGAUGGCCCUCUGGGCGAUCUUUGCGGCACCACUGCUGAUGUCAGUGGAUCUGAGAACAAUCAGGCCAGAAUUCAAAGCGAUCCUGCAAAACAGGAAAAUUAUCGCUGUGAACCAGGAUCCUUUGGGUAUCCAAGGACGGAGGAUCUACAAGCACAAAGGCAUCGAAAUUUGGGCUAGGCCAAUAACUCCAGUAGAGCAGAAUUAUUACUCUUACGCUAUUGCAUUCGUGAAUAGAAGAACUGAUGGCACACCCUCGGAUGUGUCGGUUACGCUGGAGCAAUUGGGAUUACAGUACAAGAAAGGUUACAAAGUUGAGGAUCUGUAUGAGGACGUAUACUACGGUGUUCUUGAACCCAAGAGGAAAAUCAAGGUCAAAGUGAAUCCCUCAGGUGUCGUGAUCCUUCGUUGUGAUAUCAAGGUGGAGACGACACCCACACGUAACCAGUAUUCCCAAUUCUCGCCACUCAAUCAUGUGUUCCAAGUUAGACAGAACUCCUUUGAGUAGAUAGUUACGUUAUUUUCUAUUGUUUAUUACGUUUUUUUGCCAAUUAAGCAGUGAUUUAAUAUUUCCAUCUUAAUGAUUAACGAUGAAUUGAUUGAAUGUUACCGAUGAAUUUGUACGCAGCUGUAGAACUAUGAAAUUAAAUCGAACAAACAGAA